Gallus gallus (chicken) is the source of this 5316-nucleotide messenger RNA. RefSeq names its product TRAF family member associated NFKB activator (gene TANK). The transcript is spliced from 13 exons. The coding region runs from base 2751 to 4199 and encodes 482 amino acids. The record is from RefSeq and is a predicted model, not a curated record. Gene Ontology annotation, biological process: canonical NF-kappaB signal transduction. Lineage: Eukaryota; Metazoa; Chordata; Aves; Galliformes; Phasianidae.
GUCUGGCACUUUUGCAAAUUCCUGAGAUUGAGCUUCUACAGAACUGCUAUUGAAUCAUGUCAAUAUUUAAUCAGCACCUAAAGACUGCUGGAAAUAAAUAUUUAGAGACAGUGCUUCUAUUUUAUUGUUUCAGUGCACUGAAGAAGUAGGGAAGAAUGCACUUCUGCAUCACCCUUUGAUUUGAUGCAAUUUAAAUUCUCAGUGCUUAUUCUUGCAAGUGAGGAAGAGAUUAAGAACUGGACUCCAAGAUUUUACAAGCUGUAAUGAAGUGACUAAGUGAAGAAUUUCAUUUUUCAAUCUUUUAUUCAGGCAAACGUCUGUUAAAGUCACUGACAAUGUAGAAAUAAACAAGGACAACGAAGGGCACGCAAAGAAGAACUGCAGAAGGGUCAGCCUCAGUCAGAAGGAUAAAGUUCGUGUCAGUGCCAACGGCAGAAGAAUUCAGGAAGCCAACAAUAAAUGGAAACAAUGUGAGAAGAGCAGGUGUGUUUUCACUCAGAGGAAGCAGCUACGGAUAUGAAAAUGACUUAGCAGCUGGUGAAUAAGGAGACUGAAGCUGUGCCAGACAAACUUUACAGAUAAGGCUGUGUUCAAACAAGCGCAGCGCCAGAACACCAAAUCUACACAGGAUAUGACUUGAAGCUUUCUCUUCUUGAAGUUGGUAAAGAUUUACCACAGAAAUUCAGCAGGAUGAUUUAUCUUCGGUGUAUGAGGAUAUCAACAAAUUUUAGUUAAAACUUGAGAGGAAUGAUUGUUUGAUGACUGCUCAUACCUUUCUUGUUUCACCUGGUGAUAGACUUUCAGUGCAGUGGUACACAGUAAGAUUUACAGGAACCCUCAACUGAGCACCUUAUUUUCUCUUGCACACUCUGAGUAAUCAAGCUCAGAACCACUAAAUUCUCAGUGAGCGAUGAAGAAAGGCAUGCUGUCAAAGUCACAAAGCUAUCUUUUCAUUUAUAAAACAAUUUAAAAUAAAACAGGAGCUGGAACAACUAUAUCAACAAGAGAAAGGCUGAAGAGAUGAAUCACUCCAAAAUAUUUUUUCAGUGUGCAGAGAAACAGAAAUAUUUCUUUUUGAAUUCCAUGAUAUCAUACAAUCAAGCAAUAUUGAGAGUACACCAACCCAAUGCAUUAGGGAAGUUAUAGGUACGUUUUCAGUUGCUAUAUCAUCCUGCAAAAAUAAUUAAAAAGUGGACUGGCAUUUUCCUUAAAAAUAAAAAAUAAAAAAAUAAAAACAAAUUAAAGCAUUUCAGUAGCUUUCCCUACAAUUUUUUCUUUAGGAGGAAGCUUGGAAUGUUUAUGCUAUUGUAUGGAUUUUACGUAUAGUUGAUUAGAUCCAAAACUAAAGAAAACUAGGGAAAAUUAACUUGUAUGCUUGGAGAUUCUGUUCAAAGUUCCUGGAUUAAAUAAGCAGCAUUAAAAUUAUAGAUGUCAUCACCAUUUAAAUAAUGGGGAAAACCUUUCACCGCCACAGGUUUUGAGGUCCUUUUCCUACGAUCUGUUUACAACCCACUGAACCCUGCUGUGUAUUCACAUUGAUCUUUCUUCUGCUAAGCUUUGUGAGUAGUUACAGUGAUAGCUAACAACAAAAGCCAUGAAAUUAUGGAGCUGAUCUGUUGGUCACUGCAGUGUAACUGUAAGCAUAGUCAAAGACAAACUAUGGAAAGCAUCUUUAGAAACCUGCUAUAAUUCAGUGAUCACCACCCGUAAUGAAAAUGCUGAGUCGUGGCCUGAGCCAGUGAUUGAGCACCUGGUGGGAAGGCAGGGCCAACCCAGGGGAGCUCAGGUGCAUGCAAUGCAUUGAGUGACCGGAAGGGGUGGAGCCAGGAUCCAUCUCUUCCCAGAACUCUUUAAAGGGUUGGCAAAGGAAAUGAGGACAUCUUUUGUUGGAGAUCCCUGCAUACCUGAGGCCUUCCAAAGGCAAGCAGCUCUUUUCCUUUGUUUCUGCAUCUGUGGCUGCUGCAUCUGGGCUCAUUCUUGUUUGCUACAGCCAAAGACUUUGCCACCCCACUAUUACUGCGGUACUUUCCAUCCCAUUAUAGCAUUACGCCAUCUAUAAAAGUAUCAAAAUGUUUCAUUUUUCAACUGAAUAUUCUGAAAUAAUAAAAAUAUAUAUUCUAAAUGGAUGUUGCAAGAUCUUUUGGAACUGCUGCAAUUGCAAUGUUCCCUAUCCUUUCACAGUACCCUCUUUUUUACGGAAGAUCAUUUAAUGCAGAGAAAUUCCUACACAUUUGUAUCAGCACAAAGUCAUUAACAUAAGAACAUAUGCCACAUUGGUUCAGACCCAUCUUCUCUUCAGCAGUGGCUAAAAAUCGUUGCCCCGGGAAGAAUAAGAACAGGGCAAGCAUAUGUAAUAUUUCCUCAGAGUCUUCUCCCAGCUGCCAGCUAUUUUCAGGUCAGAGAACUUCCUGAGAUUGAUGCUGCCUGUCUCUUUAGUUUCCCUCAGUGAAUCUCUCCAGUAUUUACUUGACCAGUCUCCCCUUGAACACAUCCAACAUUUUCACAUCCUGAACAGCUUUGACAAGAAGUUCCACAGGUAUACUAACACAAGUCCAUUAACUUAAUGACUUUGCAUUAGCACCUGUCUCUUCCUUUUCCCCAGACUCUACAAUUUUUGAGACUACAGAAACAAAAGUAAUACCAUGGAAGCACUAAUCUUGCUGCACUACACAUCUCCGCCUUUUUGCAGGAGGGGGAAAGAGAUCUCUUAACUCGACCAUCCUUUCAGUGAUGAAACAACAUUGGGAGUUAUGGACAAAAACAUUGGAGAGCAACUUAACAAAGCUUAUGAAGCCUAUCGACAAGCAUGCAUGGAUAGGGACCAUGCUGUGAAAGAACUACAGCAAAAAACAGAGAACUACAUGCAGCAAAUAUGUGAACAGCAGGAACAGAUAGAGCUUCAAAACAGCAUUAUUGCAAAACUGAAUUCACAGUUAGCUGCUCUGAAUGCUAAUAGAGGUAAUAUGCAUCCCUACAUUCUGAGGCAUGAAGACAUUGAAACCUCCAACUUAUCUUUUAGCCAGCUCUCUGAAAAACUGAAUGUAGCAAAGCGAAGAGAAAGACUCCUAAAGGAACAGUUAGAAAAUGAGAGCAUGAAGUUGAAGCAACUUGAGGACAGAAACAGUGAAAAGGAAAGGAGGCUUAUGUCUAUUGUUUCCAACCAAGAAGAUAAAAUACGAACUCUGAAAAACAAAUUGAAAGAAUUAAGUGACGCCCAAAAGGGUACACAGAUGCCAACAUACAAAAUAGAGGUGAAAAGUAAGAAAGUUGUUCCAGAUAAGCCUGAAUUAUCUAUAGGGAUUUCUGGUAUUUCACCUUUGCCUGAAAGGGAGAAUCUGGAGACUAUUUUUCAGGAGAUGAAAGAAGAGUGUCAUCGAAUAUGUAUGCUAGCCAGAGAACAAACAGACCAACUGAGUAAAUUUAAAAUAAAGCCAGAACCUGAAACUGAAAUACAGUUUUCCAUGCCAAUACAGUGUACUGAUAAAACUGAUGAACAAGCAGAAGAGCUUUUUAAGCCUCGGGUUAUACAGGAUAUAAAUAGAGGUGCAUCAUGCAUCACAUCUAUCACACCAAGAGGAGUGGGCCAAGAUGAGGACAACAACUCUGUAGAAUCACUUUCUAAAUUUAAUGUCAAGUUUCCACCUACAGACAAUGACUCUGCUUUCUUGCAGAGCACUCAGGAAAAAGUAACAGUUCCUUGCUCUGGUAUAGCUGAAAACAUGCUUCAAGAUCAUCAUUUUAACCGGGAGCACAGAGACCGUGCUGUUAACCUCAGUAAAUUGGAACCUAACUCAUUUGAAGCUCAUGGAGUUGAUCUCGUGACCUCAGCUUUACAAAGCUUAACUACUGUUGACAAAACAAACCCUCCAAAUCAUGCAAACAUGCCCAUAGAAAAUAUCCGUGACAAAACAUGCUUGAAAACGGCAGACACUGCUUUCACGUUUAUAUCUAAGCACGCAAGCCAAGGUGCACCUGAAGUGAUUUUUCCGUCUUUAGAAGCUGCUGGAACAACCGUCAGAGGUCCUCAUCAGCUCAUUUGGCAGCCUCGGGACAAUGAUUUGCUGGCACAAACUUAUACAGACUCUGAACUGAAUCAGCAUGGAGUAUGUGAAUUCUGUCGAGAAGUUUUCCCACCAUCUCUAACAUCUAAGGAAGAUUUUCUUCGGCAUCUGAAUUCCCACUUUAAAGUACAGUCUUAACAUAUGAGAAUUCAGUGGGUCACUGUUUUUGCAUACAUUUGGUUUUUUAUUAUUAUUAUUAAUAGAUUUGCUAAGAAUUUAAGAAUUAAGACUUCUUGUAACAAGAACUAACUGAAAUUGUCAGAUAAGCACAUUUUUUUCAUUGUUGUUUGACGAGGUAAAAUGCAACUGUAAGUCUGUACUGUAAUUCGCAUUACUGCUUGUCAUGCUUCAAUAUUGCCAUUGGGAUUGUGUUUAAAAGCUUCUUUUUUUCCCCAGUUAAUCUUUGCCUGGAUAGGCUCGAAGUCAUGAUUAUAUUUGUCAGGACAGAUUUGCAGGAUUAAGUAUUUAAUCUGGGAGAGAAAUUGGUGUACUGCUAGGAUUUCUUCUCAAUAUCCAGUGAUAUGAUUCGCUAAUUGAAGGGAACGGGAAGGAGAGGUAGGCUCUCAUUUUUAGUUUCUAUUAUAAAAUUUGUUAUAAAAAAUAACAAUUGUGCUAAUAUACCUUUCCAGCAUUAAUCAUUAGUUAAACUACUUUCAUGGAAAAUAUUAAUAUGAAGGAUGGAGUAAGAAAAGCCUGAAGUGUCCUUGAAGGUAAGAAUACCAAAGAUGGAAAGGCUUACCUUUCCUUCUGAUCUGCUAUGAAGGAUUGUUCAAGUCUGUUAUGACUUAGACAGGCAAGGUGAAGACCUAAUCACAGAAAUCUCAGUGACUUCAGUUCUAACCUGAAUAUGCAGAAUAGUUUUCACAAUGGAAUUUAAAUGUGUUUAAUCAAAACAUUGCAUUUUGAUAAAGUUUGCACAUUUUAUAGAUUCAUUGGGUUCAAAUUUAAAAGUCAUGGGUUUUUUACUAAACAAUUUAUGUUAAUGAUAAUGGGUGACUUACAGCUUUUGGCAUUUGAACUGAGUGUGGUUUUUAGCCCUGGUUUUUGAUAAAAUUAGCAUUAAUAUUUUUAUAGCAGCAAAGUACAACACUUUUUAAAGGUUUGAUUGCAGGUGAUCUGUUUCUGUAAGGAAAAAAAAUACACCUGCGUAACUUUUAGAAUGGAUUUCUCUGCAGUUAUUUGCUCUAUUUUAAAUAUCUCAUGUUUGUGACUGUCUGUCGACAGUGUGUACUGUAAUAAACAGCAGUGCACGGUG